This is a messenger RNA of Hirundo rustica (Barn swallow), 6100 nucleotides long. RefSeq names its product RAP1 GTPase activating protein 2 (gene RAP1GAP2). NCBI's taxonomy places the organism in Eukaryota, Metazoa, Chordata, Aves, Passeriformes, Hirundinidae. Gene Ontology annotation, biological process: regulation of small GTPase mediated signal transduction; activation of GTPase activity. Gene Ontology annotation, molecular function: GTPase activator activity. The transcript has 26 exons. The record is from RefSeq and is a predicted model, not a curated record. Bases 72 to 2387 code for a protein of 771 amino acids. Gene Ontology annotation, cellular component: cytoplasm; plasma membrane.
CCGGUGCUGAGCAGCCGCCGCCGGCUCCGAGCGGGGUCUGCGGGCCCCCCGUGCCCGGCGGGACCCCCGGGAUGGCCUCGGGCAAAGCUGCGGGGGAGCGGCGCUGGGAGCUGGUGCGCUGGUACGUGCGAGAAGGCCGCUUUCGCAUUGAGGAGAGGACGCUGACGGCUUUCCAGUGGCUCUACUCACCCCACCAGCACCGCAUCGUCAGCCGGGCAGACCUGGGCUCCCCCAGCAGGAUCGACAAGACAAUGCUGGCCAGCCUGAAGAUCAAGAAACAGGAGCUGCUGAACAGCGCGGAUGUGACCGCCCCGGAGCGGCCGCUGUCCCCGCCGCUCACGGCCCCGCCGACCAUGAAGUCGGCAGAAUUCUUCGAAAUGCUGGAAAAAAUGCAGGCACCAAAACUGGAAGAACAGAGGUCGGGAAGCCAAAAACACAAGGAAGACUACAUCCCAUACCCCAGCAUCGAUGAGAUCCUAGAGAAGGGUAGCCCAUACCCGCUGAUCAUCCUGCCACAGUUUGGGGGGUACUGGAUAGAAGACCCAGAAAACCUUGGCACGCCCACCUCAUCUGACAGCAGCAUCUGUGAGGAGGAGGAGGAAAACCUCAGCCCCAGCACCUAUGGCUACAAGCUGGAGUGCAAGGGAGAGGCCAGAGCCUACCGCAAGCAUUUCCUGGGGAAGGAUCAUUUAAAUUUCUACUGUACAGCCAGCAGCCUUGGAAAUCUGAUCCUUUCUGUUAAAUGCGAGGAGACAGAUGGCACGGAAUAUUUAAGGGUUAUACUCAGGUCCAGAGUGAAGACAUUGCAUGAAAGGAUUCCAUUGGCAGGAUUCAGCAAACUUCCGAGCAUCCCCCAGAUUGCAAAGGCCUUCUGCGACGAUGCCUCCGGGCUGAAGUUUAACCCGGUUCUCUACCCCAAGGCGUCCCAGAUGAUAGUGUCUUAUGACGAACACGAGGUCAACAACACUUUCAAGUUCGGUGUGAUCUAUCAGAAGUUCAGGCAGACCCAAGAGGAGGAGCUGUUUGGCAAUAAUGAAGAGAGCACUGCCUUCAAGAACUUCCUAAGUUUCCUGGGAGACACCAUAACUCUCCAGGACUUCAAAGGUUUUCGAGGAGGCCUGGAUGUCAGCCACGGGCAGACGGGAGCGGAGUCUGUGUACACGGUGUUCAGGGACAGGGAGAUAAUGUUUCAUGUCUCUACAAAGCUGCCUUUUACCGAAGGAGACACACAACAACUCCAGAGGAAGAGGCACAUUGGCAACGACAUCGUGGCAAUUAUCUUCCAAGAGGAGAACACGCCAUUUGUCCCAGACAUGAUUGCCUCCAACUUCCUGCACGCCUACAUUGUGGUGCAGGUGGAAAACCCCAAGGCGGAUAAUGCAGCCUACAAGGUGUCAGUCACGGCCCGGGAAGAUGUUCCCUCCUUUGGCCCACCCCUGCCGAGCCCACCGGUGUUCCAGAAGAGCCCCGAGUUCCGGGAGUUCCUGCUGACCAAGCUCAUCAAUGCUGAGAACGCCUGCUGCAAGUCCGACAAGUUUGCGAAGCUGGAGGACCGGACACGGGCCGCCUUGUUGGACAACCUCCACGACGAGCUCCACGGGCACACUCAGACCAUGCUGGGGCUGGGCCCCGAGGAGGACAAGCUGGAGAAUGGGGGUCAUGGAGGCUUUCUGGAGUCUUUCAAGAGAGCCAUCCGGGUGCGCAGCCACUCCAUGGAGACCAUGGUGGGCAGCCAGAAGAAGCACCACGGUGGUGGCAUCCCAGGCAGCCUCAGCGGGGGCAUCGCGCACAACAGCGGCGAGGUGACCAAGACCACGUUCUCGCCCCCUGUCCCAGCUGCUGCUGCCAAGAACCAGUCCAGGAGCCCCAUCAAGCGCCGGUCAGGGCUGUUCCCUCGCCUGCACACGACAUCGGAGAGCCAGGCAGAGAGCAGGACAAGGUGCGACAGUGUUUCUGGAGCCCAGAAGACACCGGAUUUGGGACAUUCUUCCCAAGAGAUGAAAUCUGAAACCUCAUCCAACCCCAGCUCCCCUGAAAUAUGCCCCAACAAAGACAGGCCUUUUAUCAAACUGAAAGAGAACGGGCGGUCGAACAUCUCCCGUUCCUCCUCCAGCACCAGCAGCUUCAGCAGCACGGCGGGGGAGAGCGAGACCCUGGAGGAGUACGAGAGCGUGGGAAGCCAGCCCUCCACCGCGUCGCCAUUCAAGCAGGACGUGUUUGUCUACAGUGCGUCACCCGGCAGUGAGAGCCCCGGCGUGGGGGCCGCGGCCACCCCCGUCAUCAUGAGCAGGAGCCCCACAGCAGAUCUGAAGAACAGAAACUCUCCAAGGUCCAACCUGAAGUUUCGCUUUGACAAGCUCAGCCAUGGCAGCUCCAUGAGCCACUAGCAGGAGGAAGCGAUGAAUUUGUCACCGAAUGCUUCAACAAAGGGAAAAAUCUUCAACACCCCAUGGGACCACGCACGCCCUGGCCACGGGCAGCGAGGGGCCCUGGCUCACUGGCUGCCCGCUACACCAGAAAAGAGCUCUCACCUUGCUACAGCCCUGUGCUGACAGGGACUGCCACCCUCUCACCUGUGUCCCCUGUCCAGCACACGCCCCCCGUGCAGGAGGGGAUGUGUGACUGUGCUGCACACACGUGUGGCCAGGGCCACGUCCCCCUCUGGUGCCGUGCUGGGUCACACGUGUGCUGCAGCUGGUGGGCACCGUCUGUUCCGCCCAUCCCUGCCUUGCCUGGCAGCUCCUUUUGGGCAGAGGGGCAGCAGGGGAGACCUCUGCAUAGUUUAGGUCCCUCCAUGCUUUAUUUGCAGCUAUCAGUGGGGAAACAGGGGUUUAUGUUUGUUUUUUGAAGGGUGGGAGGUGAGGCCAAAGUUAGGUGUUAGUGGCUCUGGGGCAGUUUUCCCUCCAUCGUUUGCUGUUGCUCUUCUCUGGUGGCGAUGGGGAAAAACCUCCCCAGGGGGGUUCCUGGGAAGCUCUCCCUGCGAUGGGGUCUGCAGUGUCUCUCCAGCCAUCCCUCAGCUCCUCAAAACUCUUGGAGCAGCGGCAGCCCCUCCGUCCAAAGUUGCUCAGUUUGUUGCACAAGCGGCAGGUGAGAGACUUGGCCCAGGGGCAGGAGCUGGGGACCGCAGCCAGCUCAUCCUCCUUGGCAGGUUCCUCCUCCCUGCUUUGUCCCUGCCUGACACUGGGCACUGGCCUGGGAAAGGUGACCCAAAGCUAAAGCUGCGGUGUAUCACAGCUGUAGCUUUUCUAAGUACUAGAACUGGAGCCAGAUUUCCCUGCUGGGCUCUGCUUUGCCCUAUGGCUUUGAUCACCAGGCAAGCAAACGCGUAAAACUCCGGUGAUUUGUGAAGCAUUAUCCUGCUCCGGCCCUUGCAGAGUCUGUCCUGCUGCUUUUGAGCAAGCUCUUGCAAUUCUGAAAGGAUUAUAGAUUCUGCAAGGUAACUUUCCCAUAAUGCCCUUGCCCAGAAAAUACCUCUCUCAACAUGCCAAGAGAUCCUUUUGCUCCUUUAUGGAACUUCAUGUGAAGUUUCCUGAAGCCUGUCCGUAAAUUUCACAUUGCUCGUAAAUUUCCCUCACCCAUUUUUUGGAAGACAGGCCGUGAUGCUGCAGAGAUAUUCCCCCCUGUCCCCCCAGCCUGUGACCUUUGGGAAACCCUCAUGAAAUCAGGUUCUCAAGUCUCAAGUGAACACAGUUCUUCGAGUUUGUGAUUCCUACUGAAAACAGGACUUUGAGUGCCAAAGUCACCUUCACCCAGUGGGUUCUUCAAGUGGCACAAAGUACCUGAGAGCCUGUUCCAGGGGGCAGGUGCAGAAUUGUGCCCCUGGAGCAGCCCUGGGCCCCUCUCUCUGGGGCAAGUGCUUCAAUCGUCACCUCCCCUCCUCCCUGUCACCUCCCGGGCCAGCGACAAGCCAAGGCUGGCAGAACCUGCUCUGCUCACCCUGGUCCUGCAGGGAGGUGCUUUCCGAGAGCCUUACGAUCCAGUUCACGUGGGUGCUCUGCUCAUGCUGUAAUUAAUCCAUGUGGGAAGGCUGCAGCUACAAUGGGAUGGGAACCAGGUUAAAGGAGAACAGUUGUGGAAAGGCAGGGAACAGUUUCACCGGCCCUAGGUGCUGUGUAGGACUAGCAAAUAUCAAUAACUCCCAUGGGGACGCUCCCUCCUGCUCCCAGCCAGUUCCAUUUCAAUGGAGUUUAAACCUUGAGUUUCCUUUGGGAGAGGAGCGUGCAGUGUGCUCAGCACAGCCUGUAGCUGUAGGUGUCUCAGGAUCACACACGUUGCUGUUCGGCACUCGUCUGAUGAUGCUUCAGUAGCACUUUCAAGCCCAUCCCUAAUUCUCCCCUUAGAAGCUUUGGUCUGAUUUCCUGAGGCUGCGCAGAGAAACACUGACUGGUGCAAUGACUUGCUCCCAGGGUCUGCUCUGGGUUUGCUUUUUCCUCUGAGAAGUCACUUGUUUCUGUAGAUGUUGUCAUUCCUAUGGGUGUUGAUCUCUGUGAGAUCUUUCAGCAGAUGAUGCAGUGGCUACUGUCAGCUGGUUUGCCAUUUUUUGGUUGUUUUGUUGCUUUUUUUUUUUUUCACUUGAAACUGUGGCUUUCCUUUUUGACCUAGAUUGAUUUGGGAAUUAUUCAGAUGGGACUAUCAGGCAGAACAGUGUGAAGCCUCAGGGAGAGUUGCAGUGUUCUGGACGUGUCUCUCCUGCACCAGCUGCUGGAGCAGCGGUGGGGCCGGGGGCUGGCGCGAGGUCUGCCAGCAGCUCCUGCGGGACAUUUCCAGCAGCACUCCUCACCUAACACCUGCUCUACAUCCCUAGCAGCAGCUGGGGUUUGGCCCAGGGGCUGGCCUGAGCCUCCCGUCCCGCAGUGUCCGGGAUUGUCCUGGGGCGGUUCUGGGGCUGAGCACUGCCUCUGUUACAUCCCGGGGACUUCUGCACUUCCAGCAGUGGGUGAAGCUGUUCCUGUAUAUAUUUCGCAAAAUGUUUUGUGCUUAUAAGUGACACACAUCUAUACAUAUAUAAAAGGGAGAUAUAUGUGUAUAUAUAUAUAUAUGUAUUUUACAUAUAUAUAUAUGUAUACAGUUUAUAUAUACAGUUUCCAUGUACACAGCUUCUGCCCUCCUCCGAAGCGACACUGCAGAGGGAGCAGAGGGGGCUCAGAACUGCCGUAGGGGUGAUGGGGAAGCCCCCGCUGUGUGGAGAGGUCUCUGUUGCUGGGCGCUGCUCCCCCUCCUGCCGGGGUUUCGGUCCCGCCUGCUCCGGGUGCAGCCCGGCUGUCCCUUGGCUCAGACCGGCUCCUGGGCUGGCUCAGAGGCAGCGGCAGCUCGGGGGCAGCUCCGCAUCUGGUGCCGCUGGCUCCGGGUCCUUGUGCAGAGCGGGCCGGGACCCUCCAGCAGCAUCCCCCCAUCAGCGCUGGCAGAGCUGCUGCUCCGGCCGGGCUUCCCUUCAGAAAAGCACUUGGCACGUACUUACGUCUUCUUGAAACCCCACAGAGCCAAAGCACAACACAGAAGUGCUUUUUUUUUGCUUUUUUUUUUUUUUUUUCUUCUUCUUUUCUUUUUUGCCUUUUUUUUUUUUUUUUUUUCCUGAGGGAAGCAGAGGAUCCUAAGCACAAACUCAGUUUCUUUCCAGAGUUUUGAGGGUCCUCGAGAACGGCAGGUAAGGCGCCAAGAGAUGUUUUUGGCACCGAGGGGCCGUGCCCGGGGCUGUGAUCUCUCGGCCGCGGGAGGGGCUCGGUGCCGGUACCGGUGCCGCUCCCGGAGCCGGGGCAGUGCCCUGCGGGUCCCACCUGCGCUCCCGCUGCUCCGCCGCCGCCCCGGCCGCUGCCCCGGCCCCCGCACGCUCCCAUCGCCGUCCGUGAAUGUAGCACUGCCUAUGUCCUGCAAAGGGAAAUGCUGGAUUUGUAUCAGAGAAUGUGAAGAGAGUUGAAGAGUGCAAAUAAAUCUUGAAGAAAUGUAUCUGACAAAGUUUAUUUUUGAUGUAGAGAGGCAGUGCUUUGUAGUUUCUGGUGACCUAUGUCUGUUGUAAAUAAUGUAUAUUUAAUUUAUUGCUAUGGUAGCAGAUUGUUAUGUAUAAAAUGAAAGGUUCACAAAUGUAUAUUUUGUUGCUUAAAUG